GUUGGGCCCGUGUGCGCCGUUUGAUGGGACGGGCCGACGGACGCACGCGUGUUGUGAUAAAACGCGCGAUUUAACGCUCAUUCGAUAUCCAUUUUUACGGUUAAUUUCGCGUUAAUUCGCCCGUUCGCGAGAUGAUACGCUCCGCUUCGCAGCGAAGCUCGGCCGAUCCGCGUCGUCGCGUCCCGCUCGCUCGCUCGCCGAGAUAUCCCCUGGCUUAACCUACAAGGGUACCUGGCGCGAGGACCUUUCGCGUUUGCACGUUUCAAGAAAACUGCACAAUUACGUAGGAGUUAUAGGGCAAUAUCAGCAUUCACAAUGGCGGGAGAACAACAGCAGUUUUUUCUUAAAUGGAACGACUUCCAAUCGAACAUGGUGUCGUCGUUCAAACACCUGCGAGAUGAAAAAAGUUUCACGGAUGUGACAUUGGCUUGCGAUGGUCAAACUUGCAAAGCGCAUAAAAUGGUCUUGUCCGCCUGUAGUCCUUACUUCAAAUCCUUAUUAGAGGAAAAUCCGUCCAAACAUCCUAUUAUAAUUCUAAAGGAUGUCGCAUACAGCCAUUUGCAAGCCAUUCUAGAAUUCAUGUACGCAGGUGAAGUGAAUGUUUCACAAGAUCAGUUACCAGCGUUUCUCAAAACAGCAGACCGGCUUAAAGUUAAAGGACUAGCUGAAGCUCCUGGUGCCAUUAAGAGAGAAGGUUAAAGAUACGCACGUAAUUAUGGUCUUUGAAAAGCUGGACUGAAAA
This is a messenger RNA of Formica exsecta, 742 nucleotides long. RefSeq names its product longitudinals lacking protein-like (gene lolal). The coding region runs from base 316 to 699 and encodes 127 amino acids. Gene Ontology annotation, biological process: regulation of transcription by RNA polymerase II. The transcript is spliced from 4 exons. Gene Ontology annotation, molecular function: protein binding. The record is from RefSeq and is a predicted model, not a curated record. Lineage: Eukaryota; Metazoa; Arthropoda; Insecta; Hymenoptera; Formicidae. Gene Ontology annotation, cellular component: nucleus.